CCGGGAAAUUACUGCUGAACAAUGGCAACAGCAUGUAGGUAUGGAAGCAACAUAGUCAUAGGAGAACCUACAGGUCCAUCCAUGCUCGAUUGCUCGACUCGGGGCUGGAUGGAUGGGAAAACAAAAGUGUGAAAACUCUCGUCGUCGUCAUCUGUCGUGUUUGUGACGAGAAAAGUGCGGAGGAAAAUGUGCGAUAGGUUACGCGUGCAGUAGUGUGCGAUGCGAUGCAGUGAGCGGCUUCUCGAGAGAGAAAAUCCCUGAUCUGAGUCGGGUGAGCGUGAGGAGCAGAUGAGACUUUUCAGUGUAUUGCCACGCCAUAUUGGUUUUUGUUUCGCCCUACAAGUCGUGGAUGGUUUGGGCGCCGCACCAGUUCGCUGUUCAUGGAAAAUUGACGCCUUUUCCGUGAAAUAAAUAGGUCAAUAAGAUAGAUCUUGUUUGUUUCACCGUUCUGAUCCGGUAGAGGGGUUGGCCUUUCUAGGGACAGUUACCCGUAGGAAUCGUGAAGUUUGAUCGUAGAUGGUCGUCGGUUGUCUCGGUGUUGCGCGGUUUUGAUAGUAGAUCUUGGCGUUUUUCCUUACGAGCUUUUUGCUUUUCCUUCGCGAAGCAAAUGUGAUUCUUUUCUUUUUUGUUUCCACCAUCAUCAACAUCAGCAGUAGAAGCAGCAGUAAGAUUUUCCUAAUGGUGGAUUGGGAUUGCAUACAGGUUGAAAGUAGUCGCCAGCAGGCACUAGGGAAAAGUGUGUAUAAUGAGGAAAACCAAGUGAAACAAAUAUAAAUCAAGAAAUAAAAAUAGUGUGAUGCCAAUCUGUGUAGUAUCUGCCGAAGAAUAGAAUUCCGGAAUAGCAUUUAUAAGGAUACGGGAUAGCGAUUUUCCACUUUUCUCCAUCAAUCGGGAGUCGAUCUACGCUGCUAUCAAUAGUGAUUGUGGAGUGCCCUCAUCGCUGUAGGCAUCCUCGAUCAUCAAUCAUCCUAGGCAUUGUCUCGUCAUCGUCAUCGAAAACACCAAGAGCAUCAUCAACAGGCACGGUGAAGCCGAAUAGAAAAAAGAAAAAGAAGAAACCCCACGCGAAAUAUCGCCGUCAUCAUCAUCAUCGUAAUCAUCAUCGUCACCGUCAUCUGGCCCUUAUCAGAGAGCUGCACAGCGCGGGCAGCAGGCAAUAGUUGUACAGCAACAGCAGCAGCAGCAGAAGCAGCAGCAACAACAACAUCAACAACAAAACCUAUAACACCACAAACUUCGAAGAGCAAAAGAAUAACCAAACAGGAGCAAACAGAGCACGUGCGAGAGCGAAAGAGAAGCGGCCUAGCCAGUAGUAGGUACUAAUCGCAAUUAUUAUCAACGAGAACGCUACCAGGAGCAACAGAGACAGCGACAUACCUAGAGAUUUUACAUCACGGCGCGCACGCACACCUUGUGUCACACGAUUCAGCUCACGGGGACGACGGCAGCAACACAGCUGAUCCCGCGGCUAGUGACCAAAAGGUACCUGAAAAGCGCGCCACCCAGCAGCAAUAAUAGUUACAUACAUUAGGAACCGACAUCAACGGCACUACUGAUAAACGCUCGUGAACAACCUAGGCAAGGCAUCUGCGGCGGGAUACCGGGCGAUGGCGUUUGCGGUUACGAGGGCGACCGGUGUCAGCCCAUCCAGUUCGGUAGUGAUACAUUCGUAGAGCCAGAAGUUGUUUUAAGCGCGAAACAACUUCUACCGCUACCCUUCAAAUUGGAAUGUCCUGCAGUGUAGACGGGCUGCCGGCGGGGUGUCGACUCCGUGGCAUGGGCUCGACUGUUCAAAGUGGUCCACUUAAUUCGGCUUUGAGUGGAACGCAGGAAACGACCUCCAAUGUUGUGCCGCUACAACGACCACCUUCGCAGAAGCCGUGCUGCUUCUGCUUCUUGUGGUGCUGCUCUUGUUCAUGCUUGGCUAUAAAACAUGCAGAAGACAACGGGCCUACGAGAAGAGACCCAGCUAGUUCCGAUACGCUUUUCGAUGGUGAACAGCCAAGUCUAGAGGAGAUUCGCAGCUGGGGCAAAAGCUUCGACAAGCUGAUGUGGAGCCCUAGCGGGCGAAUGGCAUUCCGGGAGUUCCUGCGCUGCGAAUAUAGCGAGGAAAACAUUCUCUUCUGGCUGGCCUGUGAAGAGCUCAAGAAGGAAACCAAUCACGAGGCGAUAGAGGAGAAAGCUAGGUUUAUCUACGAAGAUUAUAUAUCGAUUUUAUCACCGAAAGAGGUGUCGUUAGAUUCUCGAGUACGGGAAAUAGUUAAUAGGAAUAUGGUGGAACCCACACCGCACACAUUUGACGAAGCUCAACUACAAAUUUAUACACUUAUGCAUAGAGAUUCGUAUCCGAGAUUUAUAAACUCACCACAAUUCAAAUCCCUGGCACAAAUACCCGACGGUGUAUCGGCGUCUGGCUCCACGGCGGAGAGUCCUAGUAAUUAGGGUGCGGCGGAGAUGUGGGGGCCGACCGAGGGCAGCAAACAUCGGACAGAGAGGUAAUUAAUCUAGAUCUAACAUUACGCGCUAAUCUACGGCCAUCAAUCGACGAUAUGGGAUGAGACAUGACGCUGAAUCUGAAAUGAAAUCAACAUAUUAACAAGCAUUAAUCGAAGUUUUAAACAAUAAACAGAGCCACGAGACGGGGCAUGCAAGCGAACAAGAGAAAUCUGCGACCCAAAACAGAAAAACUAUGAUUAGUUAUUUAAAGUAAUGAAGGAUAAACAUCGUUGAAAUAAAAACAACAAAAAGGCAAAUAAAGUAAAGUUUUAUAUAAAAAUUAUACAACAUGACGAAAUGGAUCGAAAUAGUGUUCCCUCCGAGAGAGGUUAGGAGCCGUUUAGGAGGGAGAGUUACAGAUAUGAUACACGUAAUUCACUGAUCAUUUUAGCGUUAUUGUAUAUUAUAGAUGGACGUUAAUAAAACAAUUGAAAAUACACAUAAUAAACUGAAAUGAAAUAACCCCAAGCAGAAAGCAGAGAGCAUAAACGAUGUAAUCAAUAGCCAAAAAGAAAACAAAUUAUAUAUAUACACAUAAAUUAACAAAAAAAAAAGAAUCGUUGCAACACACGCUGACAGGAUUUCAGUUUUAUACUAUGGAACAAACGACAAUGAAGCAAAGAGAAAUUAUUUCUCCUUAUAUUUCCACUAUUUACCUUGGAAGUUUGUUCUUUUUCGAUUCCUGGUUAAAAUAGAUACAAAUUUUAGGCUAAUCAAAACUUAUCACACGAACAAAGAAAACACAUCAAGAAUGAUAUGAAAUCCACUCUCUCAAGUCACACGCACCCACAGAUUCAAAGAACCCAUUAUUUUCACCCACACACGAGAUCGCCGGAAAACUGAAACAUUAUCAAACGUGUUCGAGCGUUAAUAUUAAAAAAAUGGAACACUUUAUGUGAAACGAGCAGCACAAAUUUAAACCUAAGACCUUAUUAGACACGGUAGAUGGGAAGUCUAACUUCGCAUCUGUCGGAACCCCUAGCCGAAACAAAUACAAAACUAGUGAGAAAAGGGGAAGAAUCGCUUAAUCGUUCUGUGUUCUGUCGAAACCCUUAAGUAUUACCAGCACACAUUUUCCCUCCCCCGGAACAUUCAUGCUUGGAAACGACCACUACUAUUUACUGACUGUUGAAGUUUUCUAUUUUUGAUACGAACCGUGAACUGUUACCUUCGUUUUUGCUUUUAUCCUACCUAUAGCAUCCGUUGAUUAGCUCAAUAUUUAAAUCAAUCUUUAUAUAUUUUUGUGUUACAUUUAUACAAAGGGCCUAUUCGAUUUUAUGAUGUGAAAAAAAAUGCAUCGCGCUAUGUUGUUAAUGAAAACGAAAGAAAAUAACAUCAAACAGUGAGGUAAUCUAGUCAAAGCAAACAAACAAAAAAAAUGAUAAAAUAAAGUGUGUAUUGUUUUAGGAUAACCGAUUAGCAGACAUCGUCCUAAAAGAAACCAAGAAAAUGUGAGGUAAAUCAUUUGUACCCAUUGGGAGUGAAGCUUAUUUUUAAGGCGUUCAUGAUACAAA
Molecule: messenger RNA, 4010 nt
Organism: Aedes albopictus (Asian tiger mosquito)
Lineage: Eukaryota; Metazoa; Arthropoda; Insecta; Diptera; Culicidae
Gene: Dhit
Product: regulator of G-protein signaling 17
Exons: 8
Coding region: 1729-2442 (237 amino acids)
Source: RefSeq, a predicted model, not a curated record